AUCUCUAAUGGAUGCACCAGUGCUCUAUGCUGAAUUAAAUUUAGCCAAGACUAGAGGGCUCAGGUGUACAUCAGCUCCAUCUCUCCCCCAAGAUGCCUGUCAGGGACCAGGCUGGCAUCGGGUUGCUCUGAAAUUCAGCUGUGCUGGGCUGAUCUUUCUUCUGAUGGUACUCAGUGUCUUAGUGGGAUUCUUGGUGCAAAAACCACUAAUAGAAAAAUGCAGUGUGGCUGUUCAAGAAAACAGGACUGAACCAACAGGGAGAUCAACCACACUAGAGUGCCCGAGAGACUGGCAUCUACACUGUGAUAAAUGCUUAUUUAUUUCUCAAACUUCCAGACCUUGGGCUGAAGGUCUGGUUGACUGUAAUUUGAGAGGAGCCACUUUGCUGCUCAUUCAAGAUGGAGAAGAAUUGAGAUUAUUGCAGGACUUCUCAAAGGGAAAAGGACAACAAUUUUAUAUUGGACUAAAAUAUGUACAAGUAGACAAGGUUUGGAAGUGGAUGAAUGGUUCUAUUUUAAAUACUAAUCUAUUACAAAUCACUGGCAAGGACGAAGAAAACAGCUGUGCCCUCAUCUCACACACAGAAGUGUUUUCAGAUUCCUGUUCUUCAGACAACCAUUGGAUCUGCCAAAAGACACUGAAACACGUCUGAGAGCCUGUGUCCUCAUUCCUGAUUAUGAAUCUCAUCUCUAUUCACCAUUCACACCAGAUCU
Molecule: messenger RNA, 713 nt
Organism: Mus pahari (shrew mouse)
Lineage: Eukaryota; Metazoa; Chordata; Mammalia; Rodentia; Muridae
Product: killer cell lectin-like receptor subfamily B member 1
Exons: 6
Coding region: 8-652 (214 amino acids)
Source: RefSeq, a predicted model, not a curated record